CUGGCAUUGCUUGGUUGAGCUGGAAUUUCCCUGUUUCAGACAGGAAGGACAAGUUUAUGAGACUGGUAUAAAAGCCGGUCUGAAGUGAAAGAUGUGUUUUGUUAUACACUACACAGCCAAGGAUUCAGACAAACACUUGCAGACAAAAUCAGCUAAUUUUAUUGUAGUUUCAAGAACGAAGAAACUGCAAACAGACACAAAGCCAGUAAUCCACCAAAUUCAGACAACUGUCACCAAUGGCAGAACAUCUGAUCUUGUCGAAAGAGAAUCAUGAGCGCAUCCGGGCUGUGGAGAGCAGUUUCGGUCGCACUGGAAAGACCCUUCAAAUACCUGGCCGUAUCCUAGUGGGAGAAGGUCGCUUGUUAAAGUUUUGCAGACGUGGACCCAAACCCAAGGCGUUCUUCCUCUUCAACGACAUCUUGAUCUAUGGCAGUAUCAUGGUGCCUGGCCGCUGGAAUAAGAAAAAGCAGAUCAUUUCUCUGGAUGAGGUGCAGCAGGAAGAUCUGAAAGACGGAGAGGCCAUGGCCAACCAGUGGCUCAUCCGAACACCACGCAAGUCCUUCUAUGUGGCGGCAGCCUCGCCUGAGGAGAAGCGAGCGUGGAUGGAGCACAUUGAGCGGUAUAAGGCCCAACUUUUGCAAAACAAAGGCCUUACUAUUGACCGCACUGCCAAGAGAAACUUGGCUGCUACAUGGAUUCCUGACACGGCCUCAGAAAUUUGCAUGCGCUGCUCGGAUCGCUUCACUGUUGCUAAUCGGAGGCACCAUUGCCGGAGGUGUGGGUUUGUAGUGUGUGGAGCUUGCUCGAAGGACCGUGCCUUGAUACUCAAUAUCUCCUCAAGCCCUGUGAGAGUCUGCUGCCAUUGUAUAAAUUACCUGAAGGCCCAGAAUGAACAAGAGAAAAGACAGCAAAGGGACAAGGCAAAAAAAUGUAAAAAUAAUUCUUUGGAAGACUUCGGACAAAACUUUGAAUAUAAGAGUUCCAGCAAAAAAGACUUGGAACAGGACAGUGAGUAUCAAGUGACCACCACAUGGUUCAAUGAGCGGCAAGUUAAUGUUUCCCAAUACUGCUACAUAAAACCUGAGCACAUGAAACCUUCUCUCACUGGACUAUAAACCAAAAAGAAGAAAAUUAAAGAGCACUUAAGUUAUUAUGAACUAUGCUGGAACUGCUUCAGCAGGUUAAUAGGAAAGAUUACAGCAGUUAUAAAGUAUUUUGCACUAGAGACACUUCUACAAAAAGUAUUUAGCACUUGUAAAAUUUAUUCUUUGUCCAUUUGUUUGUAUUUAAUUGCAUUGUUUAGUGAAUGUUGUGUAUAUUUAUUUAUCAAGUGAUGGCAAAUAUAAAUGAAUAAAAAAUGUAUUUGAAAUAA
This is a messenger RNA of Misgurnus anguillicaudatus (oriental weatherfish), 1372 nucleotides long. RefSeq names its product pleckstrin homology domain containing, family F (with FYVE domain) member 1 (gene plekhf1). Gene Ontology annotation, molecular function: metal ion binding; phosphatidylinositol binding. Gene Ontology annotation, cellular component: early endosome. The record is from RefSeq and is a predicted model, not a curated record. NCBI's taxonomy places the organism in Eukaryota, Metazoa, Chordata, Actinopteri, Cypriniformes, Cobitidae. Gene Ontology annotation, biological process: endosome to lysosome transport; endosome organization.